This is a messenger RNA of Cladophialophora psammophila CBS 110553, 1566 nucleotides long. RefSeq lists its product as uncharacterized. The record is from RefSeq and is a predicted model, not a curated record. Gene Ontology annotation, biological process: transmembrane transport. Gene Ontology annotation, molecular function: transmembrane transporter activity. The transcript has 7 exons. Lineage: Eukaryota; Fungi; Ascomycota; Eurotiomycetes; Chaetothyriales; Herpotrichiellaceae. The coding region runs from base 1 to 1566 and encodes 521 amino acids. Gene Ontology annotation, cellular component: membrane.
AUGGACGAAAAGGUAGCGAGGGCGGACCAAAGAGAUAUGGCCUAUGACAGCGAUCCGAGGAAAGAUGCCGUCGAAGAAAUCGAGGGAGUUAACGGCCUGAAGACGGUCGAGGUUGGCUUCUCAGCAGAUCAAGUGAUUGUCGAAGUUGAUCACAAAGAGCGGACACGGAUUCUGAGAAAGGUCGACUACCGCUUGAUCCCCAUCCUCGCCAUCUUAUACCUAUUGGCAUUCAUCGAUCGUGGGAACAUCGGCAAUGCUAAAAUUGCCGGCCUCUACGAUGAUCUGCAUCUCCAUGGGAUGCAAUACAACACCGCCUUGACCCUGUUCUUUGUGCCUUAUGGCUUCUUUGAAGUGCCGUCCAACAUUGUGCUUAAGAUGCUACGACCUUCGAUCUGGAUUUCCAUCUUGAUGUUCUGUUGGGGGACCGUGAUGACCCUUAUGGGCGUGGUCUCUACCUAUAAGGGACUUUUGGUGACACGGUUCUUCCUCGGCGUGGCCGAGUCGGGCUUUUUUCCAGCAGCGACAUACCUCCUCACGAUCUGGUACCUACGGUAUGAGGUCCAACGCCGAAUGGCUCUCUUCUACGCUGCCGCCUCGCUUUCAGGUGCGUUCUCUGGGUUGUUGGCUUACGGCAUCCAGCACAUGGACGGCGUUGCCGGCCUGGCAGGCUGGAAAUGGAUCUUCAUCAUUGAAGGCCUGGUUCCUGUGGCUGGCUCGUUGGUGGUCUGGUUCGUGCUCCCGGACAAUCCGGAGACGGCCAAAUUCCUCACCAAGGAGGAGAAAGAAUUCAUCAUCAAUCGACUCGCUCUUGAGACGGGUUCUGGGCAUGGUCGGGUCACGAAUGCCGACCGUAUUAAGAUGAGCCACAUCAUUGCGGCUUUCAAAGAGUGGAAGAUCUGGGGCGGUGUUGUUAUAUUCUGGGCCAAUACAAUUGGCGUCUAUGGCUUUACGGCGACGGUUCCAUCGGUGAUUGAGGACCUCGGAUACACCUCGGCCAACGCACAGUUAAUGACGAUCCCGAUCUACGUCUUCGCCAUGAUCAUGACGCUCAUAUUUGCAUUCUGGUCGGACCGAGUGCAGCAACGGACACCAUUCAUCAUGGCCGGGUUCAGCAUUGCGGCGAUUGGCUUCAUCGGCGAACUUGCGAUCCCUCAUCCGCGGCUACCGGGGGUCACCUACUUCUUUCUAUUCCCACUCGCGGCGGGUCUCUAUUGCCCGUUCAUCUGCCUCGUGUGCUUGAUCGGGAACAAUCUGGCUCCCAGCUCGAAGCGCGCCGUGGGCAUGGCGCUGCUCAUCUCCAUGGGCAACUUUGGCGGUAUUGCCGGCAGUAAUAUCUACAUUGCAGCCCAGGCACCGAAAUAUCCGACGGGAUUCGGUACCGGGUUGGGGAUCUGCGUGUGUGCGAUCAUCAUGGCAUAUGUGUUGCGAGUAGCGUAUAGACGCGAGAAUGCGCGGCGGGAUGCAUUCAUGGCGGGCAAGACGGACGAAGAGAUCAAGGCGCAAUACACGGAACAAGAACUGCUAGAUCUAGGAGACCGGAGCCCGUUCUACCGGUAUACAGUGUGA